GAAAUGGGAAAAUCGACUUGUUGUUGAUGUCAGAUGUUGCCGUAGCCAAUCUAACGUCUUGAAGGUUUUUAUGUCUUAAUAGCAACACAAAUUGUAUUGUCACAAAGUAAAAAUUAUACUGUUUGCAAACAAUGGCAAAAUUAUGUUUUAUUGCAAUAGCAUUUCUUGCGCAUUUGGCUGUCGCUGAAGCGGAUACCUGCACAGCUGAUGACUAUGAGUACCAGUACACCCAGUGUGAUGAAGAAGGCCACAGAUGGAGGGUGUCUGUACCCAGUAGGGACUGCACUCCAGGGGCAGACCACAAUGACAUUCCACGCAGGGGACUGGACUGUGACUUUGAAUGCCCCGUGGGUCAUUAUCUGGACAUGGCCAGUCAGCAGUGCAAGAACUGUGCCGCAGGCACGUAUUCCAGUGGCAGUUCGGCGCAGUUUGAUGACUGGGAGAAGCUUCCCGCGGGUUUCUCUGUGAGCACGGAGUCACUGAGCAGCUGGGAACUAGACAGUGAGCCAAUCAACUGCUCUAUGCAUGCAUGGACACCCAAGGGUUCGUAUGUGGCAGUGCUGCCUUCAGAGUGUGUGUCCAAGCUGGUCUACAGCGUGAGUCUCGUCAAGGCCGGCCACCUGACCUUCCAGUACCAGAACCCUGGCGACUCCGCCAUGCUCUUCCAUGUCAAUGUUCAAAAUGACCAGUGUCAGUCGGCCAAUGACAAAGAUUCUACUGUAUACCCCAAGCAGACCAACGAUGGUAGCUGGAAAUCAGCAACAGUGAAGUUGAAGAGCGGGUUCAACGUGAUCACAUGGUACAUCCUGGGGAUGGAGGUUACGGAUGACGUGUCCCCAGUGCUUGUCAGGGACAUACAUGUCACUGGUGCUGCCUACACAUCAGACUGCAGCAAGUGUCCCGCGGGGACGUACAGCAGUGAGGGGGCAGAGAUGUGCUCACCCUGCCCCAUCAACACGGCCUGCAAGAAGGGCACCCAGGUCCCUGAGAGGUGUGAGUCGGAGACUCAGUAUGCACCAAUUGGAUCGUCGGAAUGUAAAACAAGACCUGCCUGCUCUGAAGUAGACUUCUACCAGUCCAUGAAGCCCUGUGUCAAUAACAAGACGGCUAUCAUCUACUCGUGGAUCGAGCCCAGGAUCUGUAACCCGACCCUGCCAGGCUCCACCCAACUCCCCGCGGAGACUGCGUCGAUAGAUUGCAUGGCAUGUAACCCAGGCAUGUACCUGGAUCCUGCUAGCAAUACCUGCACGUACUGCCCAGAGAACCACCGGUCUGACGGUCAGGAAUGUGUGGCAUGCGCGACUAACACCGCCCCGGACUAUGGCUACAGCUUUGUGCGCUGGAACAGUAUACCUCAGGGCAUUAAAACCAUGUGCAUUCCAUUCUCAGCCGAUGAGUGUUCCAAUGAUACCAAGUGGUUGACCCUGGGUGACCAUGUGGAGACCCAUUUUGCCCGCGGGGAGAGUGCCUACCUCUUGUUGCAGCUGGCCAUUCCGGGAUUCCGUACCCAGAACGUCAUUGGGGAAGGGCGGGCAAGCUCCGUGGGGCAGCUGAAGAUCGACUUUGAAACCAACUGCAGAGGGUUCUGCCAGUUUGCUCUCGUGUCUAAUGAGACCGGAAAGGAGGACAUAAUCCAGGCCUGGAACAAUAAGCAGGGCAGACAGCAAUACGUGUACAAUUUCAAGCAGAACGACAGUGUGGUGGUGUCCAUGGCCUUCCAGAACAGACAGGACGAUGACCUGACCUCUGUCAACAACUCCACCAUCAAGAUCUACGCUGUAGAGGUGACCAACACAGUCAAGGGCGGGGCUAGCACAUGUAGGCCCUGUCCCAAGGGGACUGACCAGAACGGGUGCAUUCCGUGUCCAGAUGGUCACUACAUCGAUGUCCAAUCAAACUCCUGUGUCCAGUGUCCCCCUCGGACGGUGGUCAGCUCCCACAAUGCUUAUGGGGCGGAAUCCUGCAAACCCUGUGGGUGGGGCCUAAUGGUGUACAAGGGACGCGCCUGCAUGUCAGAUGGCAACUACACUGAUGACAUGGGACACAACUUUGAUCUGAAGAAUCUCAGCACAAGUUUCCGGUUCCUUCAAGGGAGCCUACUCUUCACAUCUACUGGAACCCAGUAUUACCAUGGCUUCAACAUCUCCCUCUUUGGGGAACCAGACAAGUCCUUUGUGGUCUGCGAGAACAAUGUCACCACUGAUACGGAUGAUAGUUUUAACACUCAUCCGGGCAAACCAGACAUUUCCAAUGCAUUACAAGAACCCAAGCAACUGGUUGCUAAAAUUUGUCGUUCAACCCUUGUGCCUGCAACAGACUCGAAUAACUCCAAGGCUGUCAUGGCAACACAGUCUGUCAGCCUGGGGGACUACCUGGUGGAGAUUGUACGUAACAAGACGGUACUGACCAUCCCAGAUGCCAAGUGGAGCACGUACAGGGACCUGUAUCAGGAGAGUGGCUUUGAGGUCACAGGUAUGGACGGUGAUGUGCAGGUCCACUACCAGGCGUUUGGAACCACCAAGGCUUGCCCCAAUGGCCGCCACACGCUGAUAUCUCUGAGAUGUGACUUUGAACAGAAGGGUGAAGGUCAGCUGAAGCUGCCACCAAAGUGUUCAGACGGCACGUGUAACGGGUGUGUCUUUCAUUUCCUGUGGCUCACACGCCUAGCCUGCCCCGUGUGCAGAAAGGAGGACUUCAACAGGGUGGAGGGUGUGUGCAAGGCCGGGUACCAGACCAUACACUACAUAUCCACUGGGAACUGUAUCGUGCCCGACUACUUGCUGAACAUAAAUGAGGAAGUGAAGUGUACCAUGCAGCUUAUCUCUGCUCUACCGUUUUUGGUGCAGAUUGCAAUACCAGUGGUGUGUGGCAUCGUUCUGAUCUGCUUUAUGGUGGCAUGUAUCCUCUGGAGAAAGAACAAGAAGCUGGCCUACCGGUACAUGAAGCUGGUGGAGAAUUCCCAGACCGGAGAGGUGGAGCUACCUGGAGCAGACAGCUGUGGUCUGGAAGAGGACGAGGACAAUGAGGAUGGUGACUCGGUCACAAUCCGAGGCAGCAAGGGGGCCAGGUUCUUUAAGAAACUCUCCAACAAAAUCAAGAAGAUUGGGAGAUCCGACAAUGAGGACGCAUUUGAGUCUGCAGUGCUGAAUGAGCGGAUGCCUCUCACAUAGGAAUCCUACCCUCAAACCUGAUUGGUUGAUUGUGCAACAGCCGAGAGGCAUCAAACCUAAUUGGUUGAUUGUGCAACAACGGAGAGGCAAUGCAUCAAAGAGAUAUAUGAGUUUACAGAAGAAAUAAAAAUAUAUGUACUAUAAUAUUUAAAAAAAAUAUAACUUAAAAUGGAUUUUGCUAUAAUUAAACAAAUUGUAGUAAAUAUUAAGCGUAAAAAGUGUGUGUAAAAGACUGCGUUUUAUCAACAACAAAUAGUUUUUCAAUGACCUACGUUAUUUUUUUAUGUUCUGAUUUUUUGCUAAGGGUUGAGAUUGUGUUGAAUGAAGUUAAUAAUCAUGAUUUGUUUAUUUUGUCAACAUAAAACAAGUUUACUGUAGAUUUGUUAUGUAUUUUGUGUAUGUUUAUUUCAACUUUUUUUGUGUUUAUGUUUUUUUGUAAUUUUAACUUUCGAUUAUAUAAUCAUCAAGCUUAAGGAUUAAAAAUAUUUAGCAUAAAAUUAUGUGGCUAUCCGAGUAUUAAAUACCCAUUUUACAAACAUAUAUGUUCAUGUAACAUUCUGUUUCUUAUUCUUUGCCUAUAUUUUAUUUCAUUGUAAAAUGGUAAUCUCAUUUGUUUUUGGGAAGCAGGAUCUCCUUUGUAAUUUUCUUGCUCACAUAUACAUUAGUUGUUUACGUGUUUAUUCGAACCAUUUCCUGCUUAGAGGCAAAGUGUAAUUGGCUUUAUGUAGCUAGCAUAAAACCAGAAAAGCCUUGAAGUAGAUCCCACGCUGUUCAAGUUUUAUGCUGUUUGCUGCUCAUCAGUAUCUAAGGAUUGAAAACGAAGCCUUUACACUUUAAUUUAGAAUCUAUUAAGAAAUGUCUUUAAUUUAAUGUGAUUGUAUACAUGACUACACAUGAUUCAAUAUGCAUAUUUUAAGUGGUUAAGGUAAAACUUGGUUCUGCUUACAUCCAGAGAUGCAUAUAAGAUUGUGUCAUGUCUGGUGCCUUGCAUGUAGAAAAAUAUGUUGUGAGAUUUUGUUACAUACCUAAGAUAUGUGUGGCAUGCUUUUGCACUGCAUAAUGUUUUAACCAAAGAUAGUCAAGUAUAUCCAGAGUUACCUUUACUCAACAAGCUUUUUAAAUUUAACAUAAAUGCCUAUUAACCCUUUCCCACUUAAAAGCUAAGUGAAAAUGGCUAUAUGCAAACAGCAUAAUACCAGAACAGCCUGCGAGACACUCACAGUCUGUUCAGGUUUUAUGCUGUUUGCUGCUCAUCAGUAUCAAAGGGUUAGAAUUGAAACCUUUAAAACUUGGGUCUCGUAAAAAAGGCCUUUAAUUAAAAGUAACUUUCUAAGGGACUACAAACACGUCAAAAUACGGAUCUUGGUGGUAAUGGGUUAAGUUAGGUGUCUGCAUUUAUAUCCCAACACAUUUUAAGUCGCUUUAUAUUGCAUUCAAACAUCUACCUUGUUACUACUUUGAUGCAAACACAGCUUGACUUGAGUAUGCUUCUAACUAUUCAGGAUAUUAUGUGCGUAGGUUGCAGACUGAUGACUUCAUUUGCAUUCCUAACAACAGGUUUAAGAGAUUUAAAAAAAAAAGUUGUUUGCAAAUGAAAAAGGUUUCAAUGAUAUCUCAGGGUUUGUAUAAGAUCAGGUUUCUCCAUGAAACAGGAACCAAGAUUAAAAGACAUUGUUCGUAUUACAAAGGGUAACCUUGGAACAAAUUCUUGCAGAUAAACGCAACCAAUAGCAUGAUGCAUAACCUUCUAUACGCCUUUCCUAUAUUCGUGAACAUUGUUUGUAUUUGUAUUUUGAUGUCUUUAAAAAUGCAUUUACAUUUGCCUGAAAGAUCUUAUGAAUAGAAUUUUAUGUUUCGUCUACAUUUUUCAUUCCUAUAAGAUAACAUUUGAAAGAUUAGUUUACAUUUGUCAUUUCUUAAUGCAUGCAUUGUGUUGAUUUCUUGAAGUAUUCAUGACAUUUAUAUUGAUUAGUCCAGCACUUGUUUAUUACCCAAUACUUUGUGCAAUCUCAUAUUUACUUUACAAUCUGAAAUCCAGGGUAGAAACUGAUUAUUGGCUUUGUUUUUCUUUGCUUUAGUUUUUAUCCUAUUUACACUAUCCAUGAAGCCUGUAUCCAUGCUUGUUGUCCCCUACAGGUUUCACCGGAGGGGACUUAUGGUUUGCGCUCCGUCAGUCUGUCUGUCAGUCUGUCUGUCCCACUUUUCUGGAUCCUGCGAUAACUUUAAAAGUUCUUCAUAUUCUUUCAUGAAACUUGAAACAUGGAUAGAUGGCAAUAUGGACAUUAUGCUCGACAUUUCAUUGUGUUCUUACGCCAAAAAUUCUGGUUGCUAUGGCAACAAAUAGACUAGAAAUACUGCUGAAAAUGGUGGUUUUCUGGAUCCUGCGAUAACUUUAAAAGUUCUUAUAUUUUUUCAUGAAACUUGCAACAUGGAUAGAUGGUGAUAUGGACAUUAUGCAAGUCAUUUUAUUUUGUUCCUACAUCUAAAAUUGUGGUUGCUAUGGCAACCAAAAAAAUUAAAAAAAUUCUGAAAAUGAUGGAAUUUCUGACAAUGGUGGAGCCGGUAGGGGACCAUAUUGCUUGACAAAAGCAUUGUUGUUUUUGUUCUACAAACUAUUUAAUGAAUAAGGGAAUGGUAAGAAACGUAGGUUACUGAUAAGGCAAUUUUCCUCAAAUAUGCAUUUCUUCCCUCAAUUAUAUGUUCAUGCUAGGAACAAUGUAGUGCCACAAUUGACAUGUUAGAUUUGUCUUUUAGAAAUACACCUGAUGAGAUUGUAUUGAACUUGUAUGUAUAUCUCUUAUAUUCAAGUGAUAUUUUGCGCAUUUUUCACUGUUGAAUUGAGCUAAAAAGAAUUAACAGGUCAAAGAGUUAGUUAAAAUGUGGUAACUGACCAAUUAUCUGCAACUCAUCUUGCUACCAGUUGUUUAUAAAAAAAUAUAUAUUAUAUUUGAAAUUUUACAUGACUGUACAGUCCUCUAAGCUGAGCGGAACUGUCGUUUUAUUAGGAUCAGAGUUAGUGUUUGUGUGUCGUAUGAACGAAUCUGCACUAAAACUAAAUUUAGAUUCACAUCAUACAUCGAAUCAUUUCUGACGUCAGUUGUCAAAACGAAAGUACGGUUGAUAUUCAAAUGCAUUAUUUUUCUCUUUCCGGGAUAUUGUUUUAGUAUGUUGAUGCUGCCUUAACAAAUAUAAGUGUCUAUGAAGUGAAAACACCAAAAAUAAACAACGGUUGCGAUAGACACCUAUAAACAUAGCAUAUACUGUUAGAUGCGCAUAAUAUCACUUUCAUUGACGGUGAUACAAUUGUCUGUAAGGCUUGGUUCAGUACAUCAGAGGGUUGUGAAAUAGUGAGAGACUUGUGUGUGUUGCACGUAUUGCUUCAGAAUUCCAAACAUUUCUUAUAUAUUGUGCACUUUUACAGAUAUUUAUCUUUACAAUUGCCUUGAUCUUACUGUUUUUGUGUUAUUUAUAUCUUAAAUGGUGUAUUGAUUGUUGUAGAUUGGCUGGAUAUAUUGAUUGUUGUAGAUUGGCUGGAUAUAUUGAUUGUUGUAGAUUGGCUGGAUAUAUUGAUUGUUGUAGAUUGGCUGGAUAUAUUGAUUGUUGUAGAUUGGCUGGAUAUAUUGAUUGUUGUAGAUUGGCUGGAUGAGUGGAUGAGUAACCUUCAUGUUUAUAAUUGUAUUCUAGAAGAUAUUUUAUAAUUGGAACAAGAUCUGCAGUUGACGUGAUACAUUUUUGGGAAGAACUAUUUUGUUGUUGUUUUUCUUUUAAUAUUCUGUUCAUCUUUGAUACUACUGGUUGUGAAAAAAAUUGGAAUAAAUGCAGGGUUCAAUCAAACAUUGAAGUGCUUUGAUUAAAAUAGAUUGAUAUAUUUGAUAGAUUUUUGUUUAUUGUUAAUUUUAUUUAAUUGGUUAUAUAUUAUGUUUAAAUGAAUGUUCAUGUUUUGUUCUUCAUAAAUAAAGGGAAAAAAUUAACAUUGAAAGAAAUGAAGUAAAAAAUAAAAGUGUUCAUUCGUUCAAUGUAUUCAUAGUAAAUCAUUAUAAUCUAUGAUAAUAAUGUAAAAUUUAAAAAAGGUAGUUGUAGAGUUAAUUAGAAAUGUUUUAUAUUAAAUUUCUGUGAACAUUCCCCGUAGUUAAGAGAGAAUUUAGCACUGGAAGUAGUGUGUUGUAUAUAAUGUUCAUCUUCUUUGUUGGUUUUUUAAUGUCAAUAAAAGUAGUGCAAUUAAAAUAAUACAACACAUUAAAAUGGGUCAGUGUUUAUUUCUGUAGAUCAUUGAUCUCCAUAACGCAACAAUAUCUUUGGAACAUUUUUUUGUUAUUUCUUUUGCAAUCGUGUUGUUGUGAGUUAUAUAUUUAUUUUCAUGAGAUUAUAUAUUUUAUUUGUAUGGUAGGUAGGUAUAGGGUUCUUUGUUGUAAUUAGUAUAUAUAUAAUAAUAUAGAUAAUUGUUCUUGAAUGGACGAGCUAGCUUCAUUGGUGGAGUGUUUUGUUAAUGACUGAGUUUUUUUUUAUACUUAUUUUUUUAUUGUCAGUUUACAUAAGUUAGUUUCAUGUAAAUUGAAUGUUCAUUCUUUACGAGAAUGUCUUCCAUCUAUAGCUCAUCCUCAAAAGAAUUCUAAACCCCGCGAUGGAACUGUUUCUUUAUUCUUGUCAUUUGAAUGCUGUCACUUUUUGCUUAAUUUUGCAUUAAUCAAUAUUGCAUGUCACUGUUUCUGUUUAAAAGUGCUAGUGUUCACAAAAUUUAACAUAAAUAAUGUAAGUUUA
Molecule: messenger RNA, 7928 nt
Organism: Dreissena polymorpha
Lineage: Eukaryota; Metazoa; Mollusca; Bivalvia; Myida; Dreissenidae
Product: endosome/lysosome-associated apoptosis and autophagy regulator family member 2-like
Exons: 24
Coding region: 132-3170 (1012 amino acids)
Source: RefSeq, a predicted model, not a curated record